AUAGAUUCUUCCUACCCAAUGACGACAUGCUUUAUAGAACUAUAAUGCCGUCCUGAGGGUGGUAGUAAUUAUUUGUAUCAGUGGGCUUACUUCUGCAGAAACGUCUUCUGUCCUGGGUCGUAGCUUAAUUUGUGUUGAAACGUCAUUUUUCACUAGUAGUGUUAACUUUGCCAAGCAGCAUCUACUACGUCACGUCUCUUCCCUCCACUCUCAUCAGGACCGGUAGUGCUGAGGCUCAGGGAGUCAAUAGAGCUAGCUAAACACGCUCCCCAAUCCGGUGGUAGUCCCCUCCGCGUAGUAAGAAAACUACUAAUAGCCGUUACACUGCGUAAACCUCGUCUGCUUUUCUUGAUGGGUGAUGCAGGUGCGGUGUCGGUCGUUUAUAGGCAAGCUACCGUCCCCUCCAGAGCUAGCUAACGCUACACUAGCAUACACAGUUGAUUCCUCGGACUUAUCUACCGUACAGUGUAGUUGACUGUGCAACGGGGCAAAUGAGUGAACCUGUGAAGAGUUUGCCUUCCCCUUCUUCAUUGGGGCAACCUGCGGUGCCUGACACCUACAAAGGAUGGCUGUAUAAAUGGACUAACUAUUUGAAGGGCUAUCAACGCCGGUGGUUUGUCCUUAGCAACGGCCUUCUCUCAUAUUACAGGACUCAGGCAGAGAUGGCCCACACCUGCCGCGGCACCAUCACGCUGUCGACGGCACACAUCGAGGUGGGUGACGCCUGCCACCUGGUGCUGACCAGUGGAGGGCGGAGCUACCACCUGAAGGCCACCUCGGACGGAGAGAGUCAGCGCUGGCACGCCGCUCUCCAGCAGGCGAAGACCAACAUCACCAACAUGUUGCUCCAGUCAGAUGACUCUGGGGACGAGAGCCUUGUGCCCCAGCCGGACCGACUCCUGACCCAGGGGGCUUUGAAGACCCUGGCCAGUAAGCUGGAUGACUUGAGCACCUGCAACGAGCUCAUCGGCAAGCACGGUGCCGCCCUGCAGCGAUCCCUCAGCGAGCUUGAGGACCUGCGCCCGGCCGCAGACGGGAGUGACAGACUCAAGACCGUCAACGAGCGUGCCACCCUCUUCCGCAUCACCUCCAAUGCUAUGAUCAAAGCGUGUCGGGACUUCCUGGACCUAGCAGAGACACACAGCCGGAGGUGGCAGAGGGCCCUGCAGUAUGAGAGAGAACAGCGCCACCACCUGGAGGAGACCAUUGAACAGCUAGCCAAGCAGCAUAACAGCCUGGAGAGGGCCUGGAGAGAGUCUCCCAGCACACACCCAGACGGGGGUGAACGGACGCAGGAGGGAGACGCCAGCGAUGAGAACGAGGAUGCAGAGUUCUUUGACGCCAUGGAGGACUCCCCUGCCUUCAUCACGGUGACCGCCGCUUGCCACACCCAGCACAGACGCUCAGGGAGCAACCAGAGUGUCAUGAGUGGAGGAUUACCCAGUAAUGACUGGAGCCACGCUGAUAAUGACUCCGGCUGUAACGACGUGCAGCAACGCCGGGUCCGACGCAGCCGCAUCCCCGACAAGCCCAACUACUCCCUCAACCUGUGGAGCAUCAUGAAGAACUGCAUCGGCAAGGAGCUGUCCAAGAUCCCCAUGCCAGUGAACUUCAACGAGCCCCUGUCCAUGCUGCAGCGGCUGACCGAGGACCUGGAGUACAGCGAGCUGCUGGACCGGGCGGCGCGCUGCGAGUCGUCCCUGGAGCAGCUGUGCCUGGUGGCGGCCUUCUCCGUGUCCUCCUACUCCACCACCGUCCACCGCACGGCCAAGCCCUUCAACCCCCUGCUGGGGGAGACCUACGAGCUCGACCGGCUGGACGACUUUGGCUACCGCUCCAUCUGCGAGCAGGUCAGUCACCACCCCCCGGCCGCCGCCCACCACGUGACAUCACAGCGGGGCUGGACCCUGUGGCAGGAGAUCACCAUCGACAGCAAGUUCAGAGGGAAAUACAUUUCUAUCAUGCCGUUAGGUUGCAUUCACCUGCAGUUCCACUCCAGUGGGAAUCGCUAUGUUUGGGGCAAAGUCACCUCCACGGUGCACAACAUCAUCGUAGGCAAACUGUGGAUCGACCAGUCUGGUGACAUUGAAAUAGUCAACCACAGGACAAAGGACACCUGCCACCUGAAGUUUGUCCCUUACAGUUACUUUUCCAGAGACCUCCCACGCAAGGUGACAGGUGUGGUUGCAGACAGCGAAGGCACAGCCCACUAUAUCCUGUCUGGUACCUGGGACGACAAGAUGGAGAGCUCCAAGAUAGUGGAGAGCAGCCGGGGAUGUGGUGGGUCAGAGGGCAAACAGAAGACCGUCUACCAGACCCUCCAGCCCAAAGUGCUGUGGAAGAAAUACCCACUUCCGGAAAACGCUGAAAACAUGCAUUUCUUCUCUUCCCUGGCCUUGACCCUAAAUGAGCCUGAGGAGGGUGUAGCCCCAACCGACAGCCGCCUGAGGCCUGACCAACGCCUGAUGGAGGCGGGACUUUGGGACGAGGCCAACGGCCACAAACAGCGCCUGGAGGAACAACAGAGGCUGGAGAGAAGGAAGAGGGAGGCACAGGCCGCACAGGCCCUGGAAGAAGGCCAAGACGUUGAGGGCUUCCAGCCCCUGUGGUUUGAGAGGAGGACCGAUGACGCAACGGGGGACAGCACAUACGUGUACAGAGGAGGAUACUGGGAGGCCAAAGACAGACAGGACUGGAGUCAAUGUCCUGAGAUCUUCUGAGGAUCUUCCCCUGAGACCGUGUCGUCAUCACUGGGAGAGCUGAGGGCUGACGGACAGACAGGGGGGAGGGCCCAGAGGCUGCAGACACGCGGAGAUGUAGACGACUCUCUGUCCGUGUGUGGGAGUUUGUGUUUCAGGGAGUUGGAGCCCUGUAGUUAAAAAAAAAAAAAAGAAGUAAAAAAAAAAAAAAAGCCAAACUUCAAGUACUGAAAUAUACAUCCAGUUCCUGUCCCCGCUUCCUGAUGUAGUUCUCUAAUCAGACGUGCACUAUCAAACACCUGUAUGUUUUCCAAGCAUACCCUCACUGUGUGAUCUACCCUCAUGGGCACACGAAGGCACCACAAAGAUAGCAAAAUCUGAAAGAUUGGUCCCUAAAAGUUUUUUGGGCAAGUCCACCAUAGGGAACAUUUUGUGUUUGGGUUAGCAUUUGAUUAGACACAGUUUUAGGAUUGGUGUGACUUUUCGGUAUAGGCAUAUAGGUUAGGUGUUAGUGCUACUUCAAGUUUAGGCAUACGAGGAUAGAAGACAAAUGCGUGCGUGCGUGCGUGUGUGUGAGAGAGACUGAGAAGACGAGAGUGAAGCUACUGCAGUGAGACCAGUAUUAAUUUGUGGUGGUAUGCCUGGUGGUGCCUAGUGCCCCAUUGAUCUUGUAAUAAGGUGAUAUCUGCCAUAAGUGUGUUUAUUGUACAGUGCCUUUGAAAAGUACUCUGACCCCUUCACCUUUUCUUGUGGUGUGGAAUUAAUAUAUCAUUCUUUUUUUUUUUGUAUUAGUCUACACACUUAUAGUGUACCCACUGCCCAGUUUGUAUUCUGCCCAUAAUGAUAACAGCAAUUUUUUUUUUACACAUUUGUGUCAAUUUAUAGAAAAUGAAAAACUGGAAUAUCUCAUGUAUAAGCAUUCUGAACCUUUCCCGUGACACUCAAAAUUUAGCUCAGAUGUAUCCUGUGUCCUUUUAUCGUCAUUGAUUUGGCUCUAGAACUUAAUUGGAGUCCACCAACAAAUUCCAUUUAUUGAACAUGUGGAGUGGCUCCAGAAAAAGUAGGUAAAUGUCUUUGAGUGGCCUAGCCAAAGCCUGCACCCGAACCCCACUGAACCUGAUAAAGGGUGUUAAUACUUGUGCACAUAAACAUCAGUUUUUGUUUUCAAUGAAUUGGAAGAUUUUUUUAAACUUAUUUUCAUUUUGGCAUUAUUGAGUAUUAUGAUCAGAUUGAUGGCAAAACACAUGAUUCAAUCAAUUAUAAAUGAAGUCUAUAAAAACCAAUUGUGUAAAAAGUGAUGCGGUCUGAAUAUUUUAUGAAAGCACUGUUUAUUAAAUAUAGGGGUUUUGAGGCUAGGAUAUGCUUUUGCGCUUUGAACUGGCUGGCAACGUGACUGGCCUGCCAAGAACAACUAACUGGCCAGUAGCAAUGUCAGUAGAUAAAGCUCCCCCAAGAUUUUAUAAAAUGGUUAUCAAAAAGCUGCACAUAUAAGCACAGUAACCAGAAACGCCAUGGCUGUCUGCUUCUGGGUUUUCAGUAUACUUUACAUAUUUAUAUGUAACAUCCAUAUUUAUACUGUAUAUAAAUGAUGCAAUGCCAGUGUUUUCUUUUAUGCAGGAAAUAAACACUACCCAAGUUUGUAACAAACUGUCCUUUUCUGUAGUGCAUGUAAAUACAGGUGUUAUAGAGAGGCCAGGCAGAAAGCUUAGACAAGAUAUCCACAAUUUAGAUCAUUUGCAAUAUGUCAGUUUUGUUUAAAUGUUUUGAUUUCUGAAGUGGUCAUACAUGCAUUGUGAAUGGGCAAAGCAUUAGAUUUAAUGAGAUUUUCAAAGUCAUAUUUUCUUUCAAAUCAUGAAUUAUUAAGAAAUCAUAUAAAUGAUACUAUACAUGCGUUGUUUACGGUUUCACGGUGCAGAUGGGGUGUGUACUAAUUAUUACACCUCUUCUGUGUCUGACUGCAGGCAUUUGGGCAUCAGUGAACUGAAGUGUGUUUUGUGGCACCAGAUGUAGCUAAUGCAUGAUUUAGUGAGCUCACACACUGUUUCCUAAUUCUAAUCAAGCAUUAAUUAUCAAAUGGUUUCUUUAAUUAAUUCACAAAAUGACAUGUGAAUUCAACUAUUGUGCCCUAGGUCCUUGAAAAUAUACUGUCUAAGCUUAAAUAAACACACAAACUGUC
This is a messenger RNA of Esox lucius (northern pike), 4875 nucleotides long. RefSeq names its product oxysterol-binding protein 2. Bases 492 to 2720 code for a protein of 742 amino acids. Gene Ontology annotation, molecular function: cholesterol binding. The transcript is spliced from 14 exons. Gene Ontology annotation, cellular component: cytosol; intracellular membrane-bounded organelle; membrane. NCBI's taxonomy places the organism in Eukaryota, Metazoa, Chordata, Actinopteri, Esociformes, Esocidae. The record is from RefSeq and is a predicted model, not a curated record.